UCUUCGCGUUGAGUUCGACCCCGGAAGUUAUGUGGUCAAUUUAUUUAUGCUUUAUGUGGUGGACAAGUAUGCCUGGGACUUUUACAUGGAAAUGCUAUUAUACUUUUAGCUGGUUGGAGCUUACCAGCUCUACAUUAAAUAGAAGCGCUUUCUUAACAAGGAAUCCAAUGGUAUAUGAAACUUACAGUAAAGUAUGACAAAGUUAUGACAACUUUAUGAAGGUCAAUCAACACAAAUAGACUUUAGUUGUGUUUGGUGUCGCAUAAUACUAGCCUCCUUCACUAGCCUCCCCGGCCCUAGCCCGGCCUGAAGAGGAAGAGCGGCCUGGGAUCGAGGCUAGACAUAAUACAAGCUAGUCUCAUGAAUUAGCCGCACUUGGAAAGUGCGGCUGAUUCAUGAGACUAAAUACAAGCCAUUCUCAGUCAGCAAAAAACGAAAAGCAAUUUGGCUGCCGGGAAUGUCAGCAAAAGGUCAAGUGAUGUCUGACCUCUUCCUCUGAGCUGAUUAUGGCAAGUGUGUUGCUCAAGCAGAGGUCUUACAAUUCUCUUAGAACAUCUCUUCAGGUCAUCCUAAGGCCAUGGAUAAGAUUAUCCAUAUCCACAACCAGUGUCAGGGGAGAAUUGUUCAAGUCAGUUCCAGAGCAAACUGUACCUGUGGAGGGAAAAAUCCAAGGAUCCCUUCCUGACUGGCUGAGUGGAAAGCUGAUCAGAAAUGGACCAGGGCUAUUUGAGAUUGGAGACACUAAACUGAACCAUUGGUUCGAUGGAAUGGCUCUGUUGCACAGCUUCACAAUAAAGUCAGGAAAAGUGUUUUAUGCAAGCAAGUUCCUGCGCAGCGACGCCUACACUAAGAACAUGGCUGCCAACAGACUUGUAGUAUCAGAGUUUGGAACAGGAGCUGUCCCAGACCCAUGUAUGACUCUGUUUGAAAGGGUGCAGUCUUAUUUCACAUCGCUAACUGACCCCUCAACGAAAAUAACUGAUAACUGCCUCGUCAAUAUUUGGCCGGCUGGAGACAAGUACAUUGCUUCCACAGAAUCUGAUUUUGUUCACGUCUUCUCCCCAGAAACACUCGAUGCACAACAAAAGAUUCAGCUCUCUAAGUAUGUAGCUGUUAACUCGGCCACUGCUCAUCCGCACAUUGAUGUUGAUGGAACAGUGUACAACCUCGGCAGCUCUGCAAAUGGAUACACCAUCAUCAAGAUACCUCCCACUGGAAAAGAUUCACAUGUGAUGGACAAGGCUAGUGUGUUGUGCGAUGUACCACCAAAGAACAAGCUUAAGCCAGCCUAUAGUCACAGCUUUGGUGCAACUGAGAAUUACUUUGUACUACUAGAGCAGCCUUUUCGCAUCAAUGUACUAAAAGUUAUAAAGGAUGCUCUCCUGAACAAGCCAAUUCUAGCUGACGGAAUAUUUGAAUGGCAGGAAAAUGAGUUGAUCAGAUUCUUUAUUGUGGAGAAGAGCAGUGGUAACAUUCUUCCAGGGAAGUUUUUUGCUCCUACUGGUAUGGUCUUACACCACAUCAAUGCUUAUGAGGACAAAGGUCACGUAGUUGUGGAUGUCUGUGGCUAUGACAACGGUGAGGUACUAUACAGUAACCUAACUCUUGAAGACAUGAACAGUUCGAGAGUUGAAGGUGACGUUACUACAAUUCCCAGACGCUAUGUGCUCCCCAUUGAUCAAACUCUGCAUGAUUCCUCUAAAGAGAACUUAGUAACUCUGGAUUACACUGAAGCCACUGCCCAGCUUCAAGAAGAUGGCAGUAUCUUGUGUCAGCCCGAAUCCAUCUCGGAGAAAUCAUUUGAGUUUCCACGUAUCCACUAUGAGAAAUUCAAUGGAAGGCCUUACCAAUUUGCGUAUGGACUGAAUGAAACAUAUGAGGAUCUCAUCAAGACGGACGUGAAGACCAAGAAGUGCCUAACAUGGUCAGAGAAUGGCUGCAGUGCGUCUGAACCUGUUUUUGUUGGCAAGCCUGAGAGCUCUGGGGAAGAUGACGGAGUAAUCCUGUCGGCUGUUCUCCGCGUGGAUGAGAGUCAGCCACCGUUCCUGCUGGUGCUGGAUGCCAGGACAAUGGCAGAGAUGGCUAGAGUAGAGUUUCCAGGCAUUCAGUGGCACAAAGAUGUCCACGGCAUAUUUGUACCUGCUUCAGCCCUGGAGUGAACCUCUAGCAUUAUUAUAAAUCUAGCACUCACAUGUAAGACUGCUGUGUUUAUUUUUAUACAAAUUAGGAUUAUUUCUCCACUGCAUGGCAUGCAUGCAUGGGUAGGAUUGAGUCAAGAGUAUUGGUUUCUGUUCUAUAUAUAUAACAACAAUUAUUGUUGCGCAACAGUAUCUAAUAAUUAUCAUUGAGGAAUGUUCAA
Molecule: messenger RNA, 2359 nt
Organism: Halichondria panicea
Lineage: Eukaryota; Metazoa; Porifera; Demospongiae; Suberitida; Halichondriidae
Product: carotenoid-cleaving dioxygenase, mitochondrial-like
Exons: 14
Coding region: 507-2159 (550 amino acids)
Biological process (GO): retinal metabolic process; carotene catabolic process
Molecular function (GO): beta-carotene 15,15'-dioxygenase activity; carotenoid dioxygenase activity
Source: RefSeq, a predicted model, not a curated record